UCAAACGGUUAGUCCCAUCCGAACAGCUGUAGAAACCACUCAAGAUCGAGCGAACGAGCGCGCGCGCGGGCUCCACCGUCCGGAUAUACCCGAAUCAAAGUUGGAUGAUUUGUCAUCACUAGUCAAUCGGUGCUCACCUGAAGAGGUUGUGUUGUUUGAGUGUUGUGGUUGUUACCUGUGCGUAGGAGGGUGGAAGUUCCCGCGGAGAAAAUAGCAACAACAAAAAAAGUUACGAAAAUGGUCACCAAACAUCAAGUGUGGGCAAAGGUCCAGAAGAUGUACCGGGGGUUCGUCAAGUUCAACGGCUACACGGUGGCGGUCAGCUGUAUCAACUACGCGAUCACCUGCGUGCUCAACUCGAAAGUCGACGGCGGCAUCGGUGCCAUUGUGCCAUUUCUCAAAUCGAUAAUGGACAACCAAAAGGAACCGGAAUCGCCCGUCCUAUACCUGGGACUAUUUGUGGCCAGCAUCAUGCUCUUCAUGGCAGUCUUCUGGCGCUGCAAAGCCCUCAUCAUCCCGUUCAUCGUGUCGUACACGCUGGUCGUCGAGAAGGAAACCGACGGCAAGUUCAAGUUCAAAGCGUACUGGCAGGCCCUGUUCACGAUCUACACCGCCGUGACGAUCCUGCUGCUGUUGCUGCAGGGGAUCUGCUCCUGCUGCGGCAGCGACGAACCCACCAAAGACGUCGUCGACUACGGCGGAUCGCACGCGAGUCUUCAGCAGCAAAAGUCGGUGCCUCCGCGCAGUCGCUGCCAGCGGAUCUUGGCGUUCUUCUGCUGCGGCACGUGCUGCUACCGGAAGCGCAAGCUGAACCGGCUGGACUCGCAGUCGCACUGUUCGUGCGAUACGCUGAACAUCCGGAUUGCCGGACCGAACGAUAAGCACUACCAUCGGGUGGUGUUUGUUUAGCUUUGAGCACUUGAGAACGUGGCUUAGUAGGAGACCAAAGAGAAACCCAGUGGCAGUGAUAUCGCGAACGAAAAAAGUAAAACCGAAUGAAUCUCACGAAAAGUGAAUCGAAAGCGAAAGUUAGUUGAAAUUUACCCCUCCGCCAUUAAAAAUAAGUAAGAUUUCAUCAUCGUGUACGUAUACUCAACUCAGGCUUAGGCUUAGGAUCGUUAGCAAUUUGAAGGUUAGGUGUUAGGGAUUGUUCUGGAGUGACUUCACCGAAACGGGCGCGCGCGUAAUUCGGGGUGUGGACGUAAAUGCGCGCCAUUUUUUCUUGUAUCAGGAUAAAGUGCGGCCGUGUGAAUGUGUAAACUUCAAGUGUGACAUUUGACAGUGAGUGUUGAAAUGUGUAUAUUUUUAAAAUUCCCCACCCGCACCGUGUUGAGGGAGUCACUCGGCAAUGAGUCAUCCAGGCCAGGUGAGCGACGGUGACGAUUUGGAAAACGUGAACAGCGUGAUUUGAUGGAUUUUUUCUUAAAUGAUUGGCUUGUAGCUGUCGAACGGAGGAAUCCAGGUGUGCAAGCACGCGAGAGUUUGAGCAAUGUGUCUGGAUUACGCAAUGCUACGGGAGCGCGAGGUGAAUUAUUAGACUCAUGUAGGGAUAAUUACGAUUGUUACACAGAGUAGGAGAAUGUUAUUUUUAAGGAAUCUAGUAGAACAAAUAUUUAGGAAGACUAUACAACAGAGAAGAUUAUUUAUGAACAGCAUUGACUAAAGAAAAUGUUGGAGGAAAUAUGCCUAUUUUUAAAACAUUUAUAUUUUAGCUUAUCAGAACUUUUUCUUCAAAUCAUAGCUUCUUAAUUUCAAAAUUUGUUUAAUUUAUUUAAAAAAAUCUGAAUAGUUAAAAAUUUAAAAGUGCUUCAAAUAGGGCGCUCAACAUUGUAGGUUGAGAAUGCGUGUAUUUCCUCUAGCAUUAAGGACUUUUGCUUAUUUGGCAAUUGCAUAGAUAAAGGAUUAUUUAGGAAACCAAGUGCUUAAGUAACCAUAUUAAAGAAAUGUAGAACCCAAGUUGAGUUUAUUUAAAACAACAA
This is a messenger RNA of Culex pipiens pallens (northern house mosquito), 1979 nucleotides long. RefSeq lists its product as uncharacterized. The record is from RefSeq and is a predicted model, not a curated record. The coding region runs from base 238 to 909 and encodes 223 amino acids. The transcript is spliced from 3 exons. NCBI's taxonomy places the organism in Eukaryota, Metazoa, Arthropoda, Insecta, Diptera, Culicidae.